CAAGGCAGCUAAAGCCCAGCACAUAAUCGUGGGGGAGUAGCAGAGCCGGGAGAGCAUGGCGUUCCAGCCCUUUGUUUCUGGGUGACGCCGGAGAGGCAAAGACACACCCAGCACACUCCCCCUCAAUCUCCAGACCGGGGGAAUUGGGGAAGCCUAUUCCCUGCUCUCCAGCAGGCGGCUCCUUAUCCGGCCGCUUGGAUAGUGUCCUCUGUGCGGACAAGGGAAGCCUAUAGAUCUUGUGGCAGCGCACUGUGACCGUCCCGCUGGUACCAGAGAAUGCUUUUUGUACAAGAAAUCCGCACUGGGACUUUACCUUGACUGAGAAAUCCCGGAAUGGAUUAAAAGCAAGCCUGGCUCGCCCACCAUGAGUGCUGCUGAAAUUAAGAAGCCUCCUGUUGCCCCUAAACCUAAAAAUGUAUUGGGACAGAAGCCUAGUCCACCACCAGUUGCGCCAAAGCCAGAUGUAAAUCUGUCUAGCACCGUACAAGCUCCUAAGAAAUCAAAACCAGCAAUAGCACCAAAGCCCAAGGUUGUUAAAGAAUCCUCUGUGCAAGAAGACGGGCCCGAGUGGACAGAAAAAUCACAUGUUAAAAGCCUAAAUGCAUGUAAGGGAAGGAGUUCAGAAGGUGUGAAAUGCAAAAAGGAAAUAACAAAUAAUGAAGGUUCUACAUAUAUAAUUUCCACCUGUUCGUCCACUUGCGAUUGCACUCAUAAGCCUCUGAACGGGGAAUAUUUGUCUAAAACACAAAAAGUAAUUGAUAGAAUUGAAAAUCUGGAAAAUAAAAAAAUGUGUGGGCAACCAGUUCCAUGUACAAGACCAAGGAGAAAACCAUGCAACCAACCAUCAAAAAAUUCAAAAACAAAUCAAGUUCUACUUAAGAGUGAGGUGGAAAUCAGUAAAGAUAAUAUAUCUCACAAUGCCUUUCCAAACGGACAUGCAUAUCAACAAAACAACUGUGAUUAUAUUUGUAAGAGUGCCAGUUGCGUUCUCAGUAGAGAUACUUCUAAGGUCAAUCAAUGUGGAAGCUCUGCUCCUAGCUCUGAGAUAUGGCCAAAUCAUAUGGCUGGUCAUAACAAAUCAGAAGCUGAUAGUUCCUCCAGUCCUGUUCAAGGUGUUUUACCUUUUUGUCCUGAUUCAAACUUCAUGAAAAAUAAAUACAGUAAUGGUGAUUUUCUUGCUGAUGAAUCUUCAACUACAGAAAAUAAUAAAACAUCCCUAGUAAGAGCACAACCUCCACAAAAAGUACUUCCUGUUCCUAAACCAAGGAAGGUACGGACACCAUGUUUAGUACGGCAGGAUUGUAUUGAGAGCCCCUCAGAAUUUACAGAAGACUCUGUUUCCCUGUCUAUAAAUUCAGCAGGACUUUUUGAAUGUAGAUUAAAAGACACUGAACAACCCAGAACACCCAAGGAUCUUCCUAACAAAUGCAAAGAAAUUAUUCCUCAAGAACCAGUGAGUGAAAAUCUUAUUGCAACUAAAUCAGACAAAUGCAGUAAAAUUGAAAAUGGUACUUCUGCUGAGAAUUCAGAUUUUUUAAUAUCAAAAUCAAAUAAAGAGACAAGGCUACCAUUAUAUACAGAAGAAAGUAACUUUGUACGGUGUAGUUCUCUAUCAAUGAGUCUACCCAAACAGCUAAAGUUGAUUUACGAAAAGCAGCUACCUGUAAAAAAGUGCUCUGAUGAUGUUAGUGAAAAAACAAGUACUAAUGACCUACCAGAAAAUUCACCAAGGAUAGCUCCAAAAAAGCCACAAAGGCAUAGCUUACCUGCAUCUGGUCUGCUAAAAAAAGCUGCUUCUGAAGAAAGACUUAAUCAGUCUUGUGAUAAGUUGCUUUCAGAAGUCAAUGACUUUGUAACAGAACAAGAUGCAUCAUUAUGUAGUGUUUCAAAGCAUGCCUCUGAAAAACCAGCAUGGAAGCUGCCUCACCCCAUUUUACCAUUUUUAGGAAGUCCAGAAUCAUUAAAAGUUUCUUCAAGUUGUGACACUGACGUUAAUCAAGUCACCAAGCCUAGGGCUAAAUCUUUGUCUUCUGUUGAUAUGGAAAAAAUAGAAAGAAGGAAAACAGAAAGCCCUAAAAAAGGCCCAUUAAGGAAGCUGCUGAACAUGAAGUUGUCAGUUUGUGUAAUAAAGAGCGACUUUCAGAAAUUUCUUUGUAGAGGUAGCCAGUCCCCAGACAGUACUAUAAAUAAUGAACAUUGUUCUACAGAAAGCUCAACAUUCCUUGACUUCAGUAACAAGUCAAGACCAACAAAGGCACAUUCUGCUGAUUCUUGCAGUCCUUCAUGCCAGAAAAAAAGGAAGAGACAUAGAAGCGAGGGCAAUGUUGUAAAAAACCAUACUUCUUUGUCUCUAGAAGAAGAGGUUACUUUAAGACAGAUGCCACAAAUAAUAUCUUCAAAUCAUUUUUCAAGUGAUGUCCUUCCAGAUUAUGAAAAUGUCCGCCACUAUGAAGAAAUCCCAGAAUAUGAAAAUUUACCAUAUGCUCUGGUAUUGGAUAAAAGUGAAUGUGAUCCAGCUAUUUAUGAAGUAGAAGACCCAAACCAACCCACAAUUUAUUCAUUGCACAAGAAUGCAUAUCAAAGUGAGCCGCUACCAGGCUAUGCUGAUGAUGAACUCUGCAUUGUUCAUUCUGAUGAAGAAGAGAUUAUUAACAGCUCAGAUGAAGAGGACUUCAGCUCAGAUUCCAGCAGAGUAGAUCUUGACCAUCCAGAGUACAAACAGAAGAGCAGAGCCGCACAGAAGACUAAAACUUAUCAUAUUGCCAAGGAAAUCAUGAGCUCAGAGAAAGUGUUUGUUGAUGCCCUUAAGCUGUUGCAUAUUGAUUUCCGUUGUGCUGUGGCUCAGGCCCCCAGGCAAUUUGGGAAGCCGGUUAUUGAGGAGAAGAUACUGAAUCAGAUCCUGUAUUAUCUCCCUCAGCUGUAUGAGCUCAACAGGGAUGUGCUAAGAGAGCUUGAGGAACGGAUGUCCCAGUGGACUGAGCAACAGAAAAUUGCUGAUAUCUUUGUGAAAAAGGGCCCUUACCUUAAAAUGUACUCAACAUACAUUCGAGAAUUUGAUAGGAAUAUAACUUUGCUGGAUGAUCAGUGCAAAAAGAACCCAGGGUUUGCAGCAGUUGUAAGAUAUUUUGAGAUGAGUCCUCGCUGUGCUAACCUAGCUUUGAAACAUUACUUACUUAAGCCAGUACAAAGGAUUCCUCAAUACAGGUUACUCUUAACAGAUUAUCUUAAAAACCUUUCAGAAGACUCAUCGGACUAUAAUGAUACACAAGCUGCCCUUUCAGUUGUCAUAGAAGUGGCUAACCAUGCAAAUGACAUCUUAAAGCAAGGGGACAACUUCCAGAAGCUCAUACAGAUCCAGUACAGCCUAAAUGGUCAUCAUGAGAUUGUGCAGCCAGGAAGGGUCUUUCUAAAGGAGGGAACCUUGAUGAAACUCUCCAGGAAGGUUAUGCAACCUCGCAUGUUUUACCUGUUCAAUGAUGCUUUGUUAUACACCACACCUGUGCAGUCAGGAAUGUACAAACUGAACAAUAUGCUCUCAUUGGCUGGGAUGAAGGUUAGGAAACCAACGCAAGAGGCUUAUCAGAAUGAGCUUAAUAUAGAGAGUGUGGAAAGGUCCUUCAUUCUAUCUGCCAGUUCUGCAUCUGAGAGAGAUGAUUGGCUUGAAGCCAUUUCUCUGGCUAUUGAAGAAUAUGCUAAGAAGAAAAUAACCUUCAAUCCAACUAAGAGUCUGGAAGAGGCUGACCCUGGGGAAAAGGAAGAUUGCACUCUUGGGUCGACAGCACCAAUCUGGAUCCCUGAUGGUAGAGUUACAAUGUGUAUGAUUUGCACAAGUGAAUUUACAUUGACAUGGAGAAGACAUCACUGCAGGGCAUGUGGAAAGAUCAUCUGUCAGGCCUGUUCAACAAACAAGCAUAGCUUGGAAUAUCUAAAAAACCAUUUAGCUCGGGUGUGUGACCGCUGCUUCCAAGUGCUGCAAAAGCAAGAAAGUCUGUCUACUCCUAAGAUUGGGUCCCCUGCAAACCACAAAUCACCAUCCCACGCCUUGUCUACAGUUCUCCACAGCAUUCCAUCUGGCAGAAAACAGAAGAAGAUUCCAGCAGCUUUAAAAGUAUCAGCCAGCACAGAAGAUUCUUCCAUGAGUGGUUACCUACAGAGGUCCAAAGCCAGCAAAAAGCAAUGGAAACAACUGUGGUUUGUGAUAAAGAACAAAGUUCUGUAUACGUAUGCUGCAAGUGAGGACAUAGCGGCACUGGAGAGCCAACCCUUGCUAGGAUUUACAGUCAAGGAAGUAAAGGAUGACAUUAGUGAAUCCACAGUCAUUCAUUUACUGCACAAAAACACUUUAUUUUACAUCUUUAAAGCUGAUGAUGCCCACACAACACAAAGGUGGAUAGAAGCAUUUCUGGAGGGAACAGUGUUAUAACAAGUUUCCAUCUUUGCAUGCAAAGAAGAAAUGGAUCCUGUGCUGCAACAUCUUCCAGCAUGCUGUAAUUUCAUCGCUUCAAUAUGUUAUAGUUGUUAGUAUGUAAAUUAGGGCAAAACUUGUUAUUUUUAUGCCAAGUUCUCUAUAUGUUAUUUAUUGAAACACAAUUUUUUAACUGCCAAAAUGCAUCCCUGUAGCUCACAUGAUUACAGUGCCUUUGACUGUUUUUAGACAUGUUUAAUAUAUUUUUUACCUUUAAAAUA
Molecule: messenger RNA, 4686 nt
Organism: Xenopus tropicalis (tropical clawed frog)
Lineage: Eukaryota; Metazoa; Chordata; Amphibia; Anura; Pipidae
Gene: fgd6
Product: FYVE, RhoGEF and PH domain containing 6
Exons: 21
Coding region: 365-4423 (1352 amino acids)
Cellular component (GO): cytoskeleton
Molecular function (GO): metal ion binding; guanyl-nucleotide exchange factor activity
Source: RefSeq, a predicted model, not a curated record